AUGCCUCAGUUCUCCACCGAGGGCUGGUCCUUCGAGACCUCAGAGCCAUCGGCAGCUAUUGCAGAUGCUGUUGAACGGGAUGAGAUCGAGAAGGAGUUGCCCUCCCAUAGACGGUGGAUCCCAGAUAUGGUCUUCUCUGGUGCUCAUUUGACUAUUGAUCGGCCCGUUGCGAAUGUGCGGAUUUCCUUCAACAUUACUGAUGCUCUAAUGGGAGUGGCGGAGUGGCAGGAGGGCACCAUUGGGGCCAACGAUGGGCUCUUGAGUCGUGUAGGGGUGGAUAUAUGGCAGGAACUCGGGGAAAGAUGUCCUCAUCAAGUACGAGUAGCCGCUGCGAGGACUUGGCACCCUGACAUGAGUAACCCGGACGUGCACGUCGUCAGCCCUACGGCUAGCAAUCAUAACCCGCAACUUCCCAAGGCUGACUGGACUUACUCUACUGCUUAUGGGGGCACGUUCACAGGGCCUUGGCUCAGUGAUGAGAUCAGGGGCUCGGCUGAGUGUCUGCCACGGUGUCAACUCACUGAUAGGAGUCUACCAAUACGGUGGUUCUCUCAGGUUUGCUUAUGGGAGGAUGAGCUGGCUGAUAACGGUAGUAGUAAAUAUGUAAUACGAGUGCGAGUGAUGCCAAAUUUUUGGUACGUGUUAGCGUCCUUCCUCCUACGAGUUGACGGUGUUAUCAUUCGUUUAGUAGAGACCCGUAUUUUCCACCAAUUCGGCACUCACGAGGUCAUCCGCCACUGGUCCUGGCGAGAACGGGAGUUGAAUGGGCUGGAUGCGGCCCCACUGCGUGCUAAGGUUGAUGCCGCUGUGGCCCAAGGGCUGAUCGGCUGUGAGAGUCUGGCAGAAGACGAGGGCAGUCUGUGUUUUGAAUUAUGUGAUAAAUUUACUUUCAAUGAUAGUUUAUAA
Perkinsus marinus ATCC 50983 is the source of this 906-nucleotide messenger RNA. RefSeq lists its product as hypothetical. Gene Ontology annotation, cellular component: cytosol. NCBI's taxonomy places the organism in Eukaryota, Perkinsozoa, Perkinsida, Perkinsidae. The record is from RefSeq and is a predicted model, not a curated record. Bases 1 to 906 code for a protein of 301 amino acids. Gene Ontology annotation, biological process: TOR signaling. The transcript has 6 exons.